AUGACUGAACCCGAGAAGCCACCUCCAACCAACCUACCUUCUUCUUCAGCUCCGACGGAAUCCAAUCCCGUCGGGAAAUCCACCGCCGGGUAUUCGGGUCAAAAACCCCACUUCCCGAACCCGCCGGACGCCACCGCCGGGUAUUCGGGUCAAAAGCCCCACUUCCCGAACCCGCCUGACGCCGUGAACCCGGACCCGGCUACCCUGAGGGAACAAUGGCAAUACGCCACAAAGAAGUACAGCAGGUGGUACUCCCAAGCGUGGGGGUCCGCGAUUCUUGCCGGACUCUCCUUCUUCGCCCUCGGAUGGGUCAUCAAAGGCGGUAAUCCUCUCCCCUCCUUCAAACCCGACGACAGCAACAACAACAACAACAACAACCCUUCCUCUUCCGAGACCGCCAUCGGCGAUGCUCCCCGUUAA
Messenger RNA from Linum tenue, 420 nucleotides. The record is from the annotation of a GenBank genome assembly. Lineage: Eukaryota; Viridiplantae; Streptophyta; Magnoliopsida; Malpighiales; Linaceae.